Molecule: messenger RNA, 12772 nt
Organism: Rattus rattus (black rat)
Lineage: Eukaryota; Metazoa; Chordata; Mammalia; Rodentia; Muridae
Gene: Dnah6
Product: dynein axonemal heavy chain 6
Biological process (GO): microtubule-based movement
Cellular component (GO): dynein complex
Molecular function (GO): ATP hydrolysis activity; ATP binding; minus-end-directed microtubule motor activity
Source: RefSeq, a predicted model, not a curated record
CGAGGGCAGCUCCGCGAGACUGGCUAGCAGUGACCGGCCGGCUCCUCCUCGGGCGCAGUAAGCGUCCUUGGUGGCCCAGUGGUUGCUAAGCAACGGAAAACAUUUUCUCUUGGGACUAGGCUUUCUUUUCCCAGACCAGGUAUUGCUGGGGCUCUGGAGACCCUUCAGGAACGCUGCUGUUGAACCGCUUGGAAUAAGGAUGGCUUUCCAAGGCACAGAGAAUGAAAUCGACCUGAAAAGUAUGGAAAACCAGGAAGAAGAAAAUCCUGUGCUUACCAGACUAAACAAAAUAAAAGCAAAAGGGGUUCUGAAUUAUGCAUCUCUCAAAGAAAAUGAACCUGAACCCCAAACCCUGGUAUUUAGGCACACCACGAAAGCUCAGGAGAAGACCAGGAAGCGACAGCAGCCUGUGAAACUGGAGCCUCUGCCAGUGCUAAAACUCUACCAAGAUCAUAAGCAGCCCGAGUACAUAUAUGAACAGAAUCGGCAGCAACUUAUGAGCUCUGGAAUUCUAAAGCCAUCACCAAGCAUGAUUGAAAGAUCUUCAAUUGGUAGUUUCGAGGCUCAAGAAGCUCUGAAAAGGAAACAGGUCCUUCGACCCUCUGCAGAUGUGUUCUCUCUUUCUCCAUCUAAACUGCCACGCACGAGUAUUGGAAGGAGAGGGCUCUUUGGAAUGAGGUCUUCAACUUACCCUACGUACACCUUCAAUGACCGAGAAGAAGUCGUCAAAGCCAGCAUUAGAGAUCCCUUGCAAAUCAUCAAAAUAGUGCAUGAGAACGAACACCUCGGAUUCCUGUACAUGAUUCCUGCAGUGCCCAAGUCUUCCAUUGAAUAUGACCCAUAUAAUCUAAAGGUCGUAAGUUAUGAGAACAUCAAUAAAAAUGACUACUACACAAUUAGCAAAGAAGCAGUUACCCACGUUUUCAACGAUGACAUCGAGUACAUCGAGACUGAGCGGUGGGAACAGGAGUACCUGUACCACAGAGAGCUCACGAAGAUCCCCAUAUUCUCACUCUUCCGGAAGUGGAAGGCUUUCAGCGUGUGGCGGAAAAACGUGCGCUCCAAGAAAAUCGCUGGCUGUCGAAAAGCGCUUCGAAAAAACCUGUUCAUUGUUAAUCCUUAUCUCCGACCAGCUCUUCUUAAAAUUAAUGACAUGUGCUAUCAACUGAGCUUUAUGGGACUUUGUUACAUUGAAAAAUUUCACACCUACACCCUGCAGGAAUUCAAGGCUGCACAAGUCGUGCGAGUACAGGAGGUGACAGAGCGCCUGGAAUAUUUCCGAUUCGAGGCAAAAGACGUGGUCAGGAAGUCGUGCCGCUUCGCCUUACGUGCUGCGGGAUUUAUUCCUGACGACUGUGAAGUGGAAACCCACGAGGAUUACUUUAAGAUCAACAUUGCAAGUUUUAUCGACGCUCCGUCUGAUUUACCCACUUACGGAGAAUCUGAAAAAAUGACCUACACAGAACAGGCCAGCAAAAGACAUCACUGCAUGAGGCUCACGUGCUUCAUCCGUCUGAAUGAUUACCUAAUUCAGAACACCUUGCACGUCUUAACGGUAAAUACUGCCAGCUCCCUUCUGAAUUACCUCUCGGAUAAACUAAAGCGAACUCCCUCAGCAGAUGUCAUCCAGAAGUGGAUUACUGAAGAUAAGCCCGAAGUCAUCGAGAAAAAGGGGGCCCCAGUGAUCGAAAAGCAGGAGGAAGAUGAGUCUCUCAUCCCCAUGUUCCUCACAGAACUGAUUCUGACGGUGCAAUCAUUACUCUUCGAGCCUUCUUUAGAAGACUUUCUGGAUGGCAUUUCUGGGAUAAUUAAUCACUUUGAAAACACGGUGUUGUCAGUUCCUAAUCUGGUGCCGGACUCUUACUUUAACGCUUUCACCAGUCCUUUUAUUAACAAGAAGGUUGAGGAGAAGACCUGUGGCCCGGGGCCGAGCCUCUCAGCCGUGUUUGAGGAUGAUCGGAACUUUCUCACCAUCAUCCAGCAAAUAAAGGAAACGAUUCACUCAGCGUUUGACUCUGCACGCCUGUACGCAGCGACAUUCGAAAAGUUCCAGAUAUUCUUCAAGGAAAAUGAGAGUCUUGAUCUGGAGGCGCUGAAGGAGGAGGAGCCUGAUGUCGAAUUCUUCAGUUCCCAGCUGGAAAAAUAUCACAAACAGCACAAGGACUCAGUAGCCUUGAAACCCACCCGAAAUGUAGGCCUGCUGCUUAUUGAUACCAAGCAGCUGAAGGAGAAGCUAAUCCCAUCACCACUGCGGUGCUUGGAGGUGCUAAAUCUCAUGCUUCCCCGUUUGAGCAAGAAAAAGGUGGAUGCUAUCAUCUCAGAGGCACAAGAUGCAGAGUAUAAACUCGAGUUCGUGCCAAGCACCACCAUCGAGUACGUUAACAGCUUAGUGUUCCUUGACGAAAUUCAGGAGCGGAUUGAAACCCUGGAGGAGGAAGGGAAUACAGUGGUUCAGAUGUACAAGCUCAUCGAACAAUAUCAGGUGCACACACCCCCUGAAGACUUUGCCGUUUUCGCCACUAUGAAGCCAUCCAUAACUGCGGUGCGGAACGCCAUUGACAAAUCUGUGGGUGAUCGAGAAUCCAGCAUCAAACAGUUUUGUCUGCACUUGGGUCGGGAUCUGGAAGAUCUCAACAAUGAAGUGAAUGAGGUGAAGCUGCUGGCACAGGAUCCACAGAUCUUGGAUAUUAGUGCUGACCCGGAGAAAAUAAAGACGAUGCUGAGUGACCUGCAGUCCGUUCUGGAUGACCUUCAGAAACGCGCCUUUCAGUACAAAUCCUACCAGAAGAAUUUCAAGGUGGAAGUGUCCAAGUUUGAUGCAUUGGAAGAAGUCUGUGCUGAACUGAGGCUCAAACAACUGCUCUGGGAUUCCUUGUCUGAAUGGGAUAAACUCCAGCAGGAGUGGCUAAAGUCCAAAUUUGACUGCUUGGACCCAGAGGUCCUAAACGGUCAAGUCACUAAAUACGCUAAAUUUGUGACCCAGCUGGAAAAGGGCUUGCCACCUAACAGUGUGGUGCCCCAGCUCAAACAGAAGGUGGAAAGAAUGAAAGAAAAGCUUCCUGUGAUCAAUGAUUUGAGGAACCCAACACUGAAACCUCGGCAUUGGUCAGCCAUUGAACAAACCGUUGAUGCCCUCCUAGUGGACAUUGAAAUUCCGCUGACCUUAGAGAGGCUGUCCGAACUACACGUCUUUGAUUUUGCUCAAGAAAUCCAGGACAUAUCUGGACAGGCUUCUGGGGAAGCUGCCUUAGAGAUAAUUCUUAAGAAGGUGGAAGACUCUUGGAAAACGACAGAAUUUGUCAUUCUUCCUCACCGUGACUCGAAGGACGUAUUUAUCCUGGGUGGCACAGAUGACAUACAGGUCCUUCUUGACGAUAGCACCAUCAACGUUGCAACCAUCGCCUCAUCACGAUAUGUGGGUCCCCUGAAGACUCGAGUGGAUGAAUGGCAGAAACAACUUUCCUUGUUUAAUCAAACACUGGAAGAGUGGCUGAACUGUCAGAGAAACUGGCUCUACCUAGAAAGUAUCUUUAAUGCCCCAGAUAUCCAGAGGCAGCUGCCUGCAGAAGCCAAGAUGUUCCUUCAGGUGGAUAAGUCAUGGAAGGAAAUCAUGAGGAAGGUCAACCGGCUGCCUAAUGCGCUCCGGGCUGCAACUCAGCCAGGGCUUCUGGAGACUUUUCAAAACAAUAAUGCACUACUUGACCAAAUUCAGAAAUGUCUGGAGGCAUAUUUAGAGUCAAAGAGAGUUAUCUUCCCAAGGUUUUACUUCUUGUCAAAUGACGAGCUCCUGGAGAUUUUGGCCCAGACCCGAAAUCCACAGGCUGUGCAGCCUCAUCUAAGGAAAUGCUUCGACUCCAUUUCAAAGCUCGAGUUUGCUCUCAUGCCUCCCACAGAAGGGAAAAUACCAGGCAUUGACACUGAACCAGAAAAGGUCUUCACCAAUGACAUUCUGGCAAUGCUCUCACCUGAGGGAGAACGGGUUGGCCUGGGGAAAGGCCUCAAGGCGAGAGGCAAUGUGGAAGAAUGGCUUGGUAAGGUGGAGGAAGCCAUGUUCUCAUCUCUCCGCCGCCUGUGCAAAGCUGCCAUCGCUGAUUACCAGGGGAAACUCAGGACAGAGUGGGUGACCGCUGGCCACCCUUCUCAAGUGAUCCUGACCAUUUCUCAGAUCAUGUGGUGCCGGGAUUUGACUGAGAGUCUAGAAUGUGAAGAUAAUCAUUUGGAAGCCCUAGAAAAAUUUGAACAAGUGAAUUUUGAGAGAUUAAAUGCCCUGGCCGCAAUAGUUCGAGGCAGUCUUCCUAAAUUACACAGAAACAUCAUAACUGCAUUGAUCACCAUUGAUGUGCAUGCAAGAGAUAUAGUUUCUGAAUUGGUUCAAACCAAGGUAGACUCAGCGGAGUCCUUUGACUGGCAGCGGCAGCUGCGCUACUACUGGGACGUAGACCUGGAUAACUGUGUGGCUAGAAUGGCGCUAUCUCAGUACACCUAUGCCUACGAGUACUUGGGAGCCUGCCCGAGACUGGUCAUCACUCCGCUCACAGAUCGCUGCUAUCUUUGCCUCAUGGGGGCUUUGCAGCUUGACCUCGGAGGCGCACCAGCUGGCCCUGCUGGCACUGGGAAAACAGAGACCACUAAAGACCUAGCAAAAGCGCUCGCCAUCCAGUGUGUGGUCUUCAACUGCUCUGACGGUUUGGACUACAAGAUGAUGGGCCGCUUCUUCAGUGGUUUGGCACAGUCGGGGGCCUGGUGCUGCUUUGACGAAUUCAAUCGGAUCGAUAUAGAAGUCCUGUCGGUCAUUGCCCAGCAACUCAUCACCAUUAGGAAUGCCAAAGCUGCAAAGCUCUCCAGAUUCAUGUUUGAGGGACGGGAAAUCAAGCUCGUUAUGACCUGUGCAGCUUUCAUCACCAUGAAUCCCGGCUAUGCAGGCAGAACGGAACUUCCAGAUAACUUGAAGGCCCUGUUCAGACCAAUGGCUAUGAUGGUUCCCAAUUACGCACUGAUUGCAGAGGUGAUUCUGUAUUCUGAAGGAUUUGAGUCGAGUAAAAUACUGGCGAGGAAGAUGACACAAAUGUACAAGCUCUGCAGUGAGCAGCUGUCCCAGCAGGAUCACUACGACUUUGGCAUGAGGGCCGUCAAGUCUGUACUGGUCAUGGCUGGAUCUCUAAAAAGAGAGAACCCAGACCUCAGCGAAGACGUGGUCCUGAUAAGAGCGUUGCGAGACUCCAACUUGCCCAAAUUCUUAACAGACGAUGCUCUCCUGUUCAGCGGUAUCAUCUCUGAUCUUUUUCCUGGAGUCCAAAUCCCAGAACACGACUAUGGUAUUUUGCAUUCGACGAUUGUGGAUGUCAUGAUUAGCCAGAACCUUCAGCCUGAGAUAUGUAUGGUCAAAAAGGUGAUACAGUUGUACGAAACCAUGCUGGUAAGACACGGCGUUAUGUUAGUAGGACCAACGGGAGGUGGCAAGACCACAGUUUAUCAAGUAUUAGCAGAAACCUUGGGGAAUCUGGAAAAACUCAACACAGGCAAUCCUUUUUAUCAGCCGGUAAAAACCUUUGUUCUUAAUCCCAAAUCAAUCACCAUGGGAGAAUUAUAUGGGGAAGUCAAUAACGUGACCUUGGAAUGGAAGGACGGUUUGAUGGCACUAAGUGUCCGAGCGGCUGUGAAUGACACUUCAGAAGAUCAUAAGUGGAUAAUCAGUGAUGGGCCAGUGGAUGCUCUCUGGAUUGAAAAUUUGAAUACCGUGUUGGAUGACAACAAGAUGCUGUGCCUGGCCAACAGUGAAAGGAUCAAGCUCACCCCGCAGAUCCACAUGCUUUUUGAGGUACAAGAUCUGAAGGUGGCCUCUCCGGCCACAGUCAGCCGAUGUGGAAUGGUGUUUGUGGAUCCUGAAGAACUCAAGUGGAUGCCUUACGUUAAAACAUGGAUGAGCACCCUCUCUAAAAAGCUGAGUGAAGAAGUCCGAGAAUAUUUAUUGAAUCUUUUCAAUCGUUAUGUCGAAGAUGGGUUACGUUUUGUAAACAAAAAGUGCACCCAAGCUAUCCCACAGGUGGACAUCAGCAAAGUGACCACACUCUGCUGCCUACUGGAGUCUUUGCUGCUCAGCAAAGAUGGAAAUAUCUUGUCACUGGAACAGACGAAGCUGAACACUGUGUUGUGCCAGACCUUCGUGUUCUGUUAUUUGUGGUCUUUGGGUGGAAACUUAACUGAAAAUCACUGGGAUUCUUUUGAUACGUUUAUUAGAACACAAUUUGAUGAUAAUCCUGAUGCCAGGCUUCCCAGCUCUGGAGAUCUGUGGAGCAUUCAUGUAGACUUUGACACCAAACGCCUGGACCCCUGGGAACGAAUCAUACCCACCUUCAAGUACAGCAGGGAGGUCCCGUUCUUUGAGAUGCUUGUCCCAACAGCAGACACGGUGCGGUUCGGCUAUCUAAUGGAAAAGCUGCUGGCGGUCAGGCACUCAGUGUUGUUUACUGGAACAACUGGAGUUGGCAAGUCUGUUAUUGCAAAAGGAUUGCUGAAUAGGAUUCAAGAAUCGGCUGGCUAUGUCCCUGUUUAUCUAAAUUUCUCUGCCCAAACCUCAUCCGCAAGGACACAAGAGAUCAUUGAGUCAAAACUGGAACGAAAGAGAAAAAAUAUUUUAGGAGCACCAGGAAAUAAACAAGUGGUGAUUUUUGUUGAUGAUCUGAAUAUGCCCCGGCUGGACCGCUAUGGCUCCCAACCACCGAUUGAACUGCUUCGGCAGUAUCAAGACUUUGGUGGAUUCUAUGAUAGAAACAAACUCUUUUGGAAAGAAAUACAGGAUGUAACAAUUGUAUCAGCAUGCGCACCUCCAGGAGGGGGUCGCAAUCCUGUGACACCCCGCUUCAUCCGACACUUCAGCAUGCUGUGCCUCCCCAUGCCCUCGGAGCACAGUCUGAAGCAGAUUUUUCAGGCCAUCUUGAAUGGCUUCCUGGCUGAUUUUACAGAAGCAGUAAAGCAAACUUCAUCAAACAUUGUAGAGGCCGCAGUUGAGAUUUAUAACAGGAUGAGUGUCGAUCUCCUGCCAACCCCAGCCAAGUCCCAUUACGUCUUUAACCUGAGAGACUUAUCCAAGUGUGUGCAAGGUAUUCUCCAAUGUGACCCGGGAACAAUAAGAGAAGAAAUGCAGAUAUUUAGACUAUUUUGCCACGAAUGUCAGAGAGUGUUCCAUGACCGCCUGAUCAAUAACGAAGACAAGCACUACUUCCAUGUCAUUUUGACAGAAAUGGCCAACAAGCACUUUGGGAUUGCGAUUGACCUGGAAUACUUCCUAAGCAAGCCCAUCAUAUUUGGUGAUUUCAUUAAGUUUGGAGCAGAUAAGGCUGACCGCAUCUACGAUGAUUUACCUGACAUAGAGAAAAUCGAGAAUGUUCUUCAGGACUAUCUCGACGACUAUAACCUCACAAACCCCAAGGAAGUGAAGCUGGUGUUCUUCCAGGAUGCCAUAGAGCACGUGUCAAGAAUCGCACGGAUGAUCCGCCAGGAAAGGGGCAAUGCACUGCUGGUUGGUGUAGGAGGCACGGGAAAGCAGUCCCUCACGAGACUCGCCGCUCAUAUAUGUGGUUACAAGUGUUUGCAGAUCGAACUUAGCCGGGGGUAUAAUUAUGACAGUUUCCACGAAGACCUGAGGAAGUUGUACAAGAUGGCCGGUGUGGAAGACAAAAACAUGGUUUUCCUUUUCACAGACACCCAGAUCGUCGUUGAAGAGUUCCUUGAAGACAUAAACAACAUCCUCAAUUCGGGUGAAGUGCCCAAUUUAUUUGAGAAGGAUGAGCUGGAGCAGGUUUUAGCAGCCACCCGACCGAAAGCCAAGGAAGUUGGAAUCUCUGAGGGGAACAGAGAUGAGGUGUUUCAAUAUUUCAUCAGCAGAGUACGACAGAAGCUGCACAUAGUUCUGUGCAUGAGCCCGGUUGGCGAGGCCUUCAGGUCCCGAUGCCGGAUGUUUCCAUCCCUGGUGAACUGCUGCACCAUUGACUGGUUUGUCCAGUGGCCCAGAGAAGCGCUUCUGUCCGUAUCGAAGUCAUUUUUCUCAGUUGUCGACACUGGAAACGAAGAACUAAAAGAAAAACUUUCCCUCAUGUGUGUGAACGUGCACCUGAGUGUCUCCCACAUGGCAGAUCGCUACUACAGCGAGCUGCGCAGGCGCUACUACACCACGCCCACCUCCUACCUGGAGCUCAUCAAUCUCUACCUGACCAUGCUCACUGAGAAGAGGAAGCAGCUAGUUUCAGCACGAGAUCGUGUAAAGAAUGGUCUCACCAAGCUAUUAGAAACAAAUAUAUUAGUAGAUAAAAUGAAAUUAGACCUUUCGGCUUUAGAACCUGUGCUAUUCCAGAAAUCACAAGACGUCGAAGCCCUGAUGGAAAAACUAGUGGUGGACCAAGAAAGUGCUGAUCAGGUCCGUAAUGUUGUGCAAGAAGAUGAAGCAAUAGCAAAGGUGAAAGCUGAAGAGACUCAAGCGAUUGCUGAUGAUGCCCAGAGAGACCUGGAAGAGGCACUCCCUGCCCUUGAGGCUGCCAAUAAAGCACUGGAUUCCUUAGACAAAGCAGAUAUCUCUGAAAUCCGAGUCUUCACAAAGCCCCCUGACUUGGUCAUGACUGUGAUGGAAGCCAUCUCCAUCCUCUUAAAUGCCAAGCCGGACUGGCCAACAGCAAAGCAACUUCUUGGUGACUCUAACUUUCUAAGAAGGCUUUUAGAAUAUGAUAAGGAAAACAUAAAACCUCAGAUUCUGGCAAAGCUUCAAAGGUACAUCAACAACCCUGACUUCGUGCCUGAAAAGGUGGAAAAGGUGUCCAAGGCCUGUAAAUCCAUGUGCAUGUGGGUGAGAGCCAUGGAUCUGUACUCUCGGGUGGUCAAGGAAGUCGAACCAAAGAGACAGAAACUCCGUGCUGCCCAGGCUGAACUUGAUGCUACAAUAACUACUCUGAAAGAAAAGCAGAAAUUGCUGAAGCAAGUGGAAGAGCAAAUAAGGGCUUUGCAAGAGGAGUACGACAAAGGCGUGAAUGAGAAAGAAAGUCUGGCAAAAACCAUGGCCCUGACCAAAGCGCGCCUGGUACGGGCUGGAAAGCUGACGGCUGCAUUGGGAGAUGAGCAGGUCCGGUGGGAAGAAAGCAUUGAGAAAUUCCAGGAGGAGAUCGCAAACAUCGUUGGAAACGUGUUUAUAGCAGCCGCGUGCGUGGCUUAUUACGGGGCCUUCACAGCCCAGUAUAGGCAGUUGCUUAUAGAGUGCUGGAUUGACUCCUGCCUGGCCCUGGAUAUCCCCAUUGACCCCUCCUUCAGCCUCAUUAACACUCUUGGCGAUCCCUACGAAAUCCGGCAGUGGAACGCAGAUGGGCUGCCCAGAGACUUGAUAUCCACUGAAAAUGGCAUUUUGGUAACUCAGGGGAGAAGGUGGCCUUUGAUGAUUGAUCCCCAAGAUCAAGCCAAUCGCUGGAUAAGAAACAAAGAAAGCAAGAGUGGGUUAAAGGUCAUUAAGCUUACAGACACCAAUUUCUUACGAAUACUGGAAAAUUCCAUCCGACUGGGUUUACCUGUCUUACUGGAAGAGCUCAGGGAAGUCUUGGAUCCAGCCCUGGAGCCCAUCCUUCUAAAGCAGACUUUCAUAAGUGGCGGAAGACUGCUCAUCCGCCUCGGAGAUUCAGACAUCGAUUACGACAAGAGUUUCAGGUUCUACAUGACCACCAAAAUGCCGAAUCCCCACUACCUGCCUGAGGUGUGCAUUAAAGUCACCAUCAUCAACUUCACUGUAACUAAGUCGGGUCUGGAGGACCAGUUGCUAAGCGACGUAGUGCGACUUGAAAAACCUGAGUUGGAGGGACAGAGAGUUCAGCUCAUCGUGAGGAUCAAUAGUGAUAAAAACCAGCUGAAGUCCAUUGAAGACAAAAUCCUGAAACUGCUCUUUACAUCUGAAGGGAAUAUUCUGGAUAACGAAGAACUUAUUGAUACACUCCAGGACUCAAAGAUCACUUCGGGUGCCAUUAAAACCAGGCUGAAGGAAGCAGAGUCCACCGAGUUGAUGAUCAACAUAGCUCGAGAGAAGUACCGCCCGGUGGCCACACAGGGCUCCGUGAUGUACUUUGUGAUCGCCAGCCUCUCGGAAAUUGAUCCCAUGUAUCAGUAUUCACUGAAGUACUUUAAACAGUUGUUCAACACAACAAUCGAAACGUCUGAGAAGAGUGACAGCCUGCAGGAGCGCCUGGCAAUCCUCCUGCAGCAGACCCUCCUCACUGCGUACACCAAUGUUUCCCGGGGACUCUUCGAGCAGCACAAGCUCAUCUACAGCUUCAUGCUCUGCGUCGACAUCAUGCGCCAGCAAGAGCAGCUAACUGAGGCCGAGUGGAAUUUCUUCCUCCGAGGUUCUGCAGGGAUGGAGAAGGAGCGCCCUCCUAAGCCAGAAGCUCCCUGGCUGCCCAUUCAGAUGUGGUUCGCCUGCUGUGACCUAGAAGAAUGGUUUCCAAUUUUCGAAGGACUUACAAGACACAUACUGUUGCAUCCCAUCUCUAUAUCCUUAGGAUCUUUUGAGACCUACAUUAACCCACAGAGCUGGGAAGGAUACCCUAAGCAGAGACACGAAGAGGAAAGGGAACACGUUUGGGGCUCGAACUUCAGCUCUUUCCAUAAGUUAAUUCUUGUUAAAUGCUGUAAAGAAGAAAAGGUGGUUUUUGCUCUCACUGACUUUGUGAUAGAGAAUCUUGGCAAACAAUUUAUUGAGACACCUCCAGUGGACCUGGCCACUCUGUAUCAGGACAUGUCAAGCAGCACCCCACUGGUGUUUAUCUUGAGCACAGGCUCUGAUCCCAUGGGUGCCUUUCAGAGGUUUGCCAGGGAGAGCGGGUAUGCAGAACGAGUGCAGUCAAUUUCACUGGGACAAGGGCAGGGCCCCAUUGCUGAGAAGAUGAUCAAGGAUGCCACAAAAUCCGGAAACUGGGUAUUUCUGCAGAACUGCCAUCUUGCCGUUUCUUGGAUGCUGGCAAUGGAAGAGCUGAUCAAAACCUUCACAGACCCAAAUCAGUCAAUCAAGGACACUUUCCGGCUCUUUCUAAGCUCCAUGCCUUGUUCCACAUUUCCUGUGACAGUCCUUCAGAAUUCUGUCAAGGUAACCAAUGAGCCUCCAAAAGGCCUGCGUGCAAAUAUCAGGCGAGCCUUUACUGAAAUGACACCUUCGUUUUUUGAAGAAAAUAUACUUGGAAUGAAAUGGAGAAAACUAAUAUUCGGCAUUUGUUUCUUCCACGCAAUUAUUCAGGAGAGGAAGAAGUUUGGCCCCCUGGGCUGGAAUAUCUGCUAUGAGUUUAAUGACAGUGACAGAGAAUGCGCCUUACUGAACCUCAACCUCUACUGUCACGAAGGGAAGAUCCCCUGGGACGCGCUAAUUUACAUCACUGGUGAGAUCACCUAUGGCGGGAGAGUGACAGACACGUGGGAUCAGAGAUGCCUUCGAACUGUCCUGAAAAGAUUUUUCUCUCCCGAAACAUUGGAAGAUGAGUAUACGUACUCUGAAUCAGGCAUCUAUUUUGCCCCCUUGGCUGACAGCCUCCAAGAGUUUAAGGACUACAUUGAAGAUCUACCUUUGAUAGAUGAUCCAGAAAUCUUUGGAAUGCAUGAAAAUGCUAACCUAGUGUUUCAGUACAAAGAGACCAACACUCUAAUCACCACCAUCCUUGAGGUUCAGCCAAGAUCCUCCUCUGGCGGAGAGGGCAAAAGCAAUGAUGAAAUUGUCCAGGAGCUUGUUGCUUCAAUCCGGACCAGAGUUCCAGAAUCCCUGCAAAUGGAGGGCGCUUCCGAAACCCUUUUUGUCAAGGACCCGCAAGGACGCCUGAACUCUCUGACCACCGUCCUUGGCCAAGAAGUGGACCGGUUCAACAAUCUUCUGAAGUUAAUACACAUUUCUCUAGAAACACUCAACAAAGCCAUUGCAGGACUCGUGGUGAUGUCUGAAGAAAUGGAAAAAGUGUAUCAGAGUUUCCUCAACAACCAGGUUCCCUCUCUUUGGUCUAACACAGCCUACCCAUCCCUGAAGCCACUGGGAUCAUGGGUCAAAGACCUUAUUCUGAGGACUGCAUUCGUGGACCUGUGGCUCAAAAGAGGACAGCCCAAAUCCUUGAUCUCCGGGUUCUUCUUUCCUCAAGGAUUUCUCACAGGAACUCUCCAGAACCAUGCUCGAAAAUAUAAUUUGCCUAUAGACGAGCUGAGUUUCAAAUAUAACAUGAUCCCAGUCUACCGAGACCAAGCCUUGGUGAUAGAAGCAGCCAAGGACAUUCAGUUUGGAACAGAACUGCCCAUGGACAAGGAGUUGCCCACUCCAGAGGAUGGGGUUCUCGUUCACGGGAUGUUCAUGGAUGCUUCUCGGUGGGAUGACAAGGACAUGAUCAUAGAAGACGCAUUGCCAGGACAGAUGAACCCCAUGCUGCCUGUAGUCCACUUUGAACCGCAACAAAAUUAUGAGCCAAUCCAAACACUCUACCACUCCCCGCUCUACAAAACAGGAGCCCGGGCAGGAACGCUUUCAACCACAGGUCAUUCAACCAACUUCGUGGUGACUGUCCUCUUACCCUCCAAGAGGCCCAGUGAUUACUGGAUCGCCAAGGGGUCAGCAUUGCUCUGCCAGCUGAGUGAGUGACUAGGGGCCUCGAUGACCCAGAGACCUUCCCUGAUGAGGAGGACGUGACCUCUGACCCCGCUUAAAGAUAGCAGCUAUGACUGGUAUUUCUCCCAUAGCCUAAAAUAAAGCCAUUUUGAGUUAUUUCUGUUGGGAAUCCCA